AUGUUUAGUCAUACAGACGAGAAGCGUUUUCAGUGUGAACAGUGUGGAAAGUGUUUUAGACGUGUUACAACUCUUCAAUGCCACAUGCAAACUCAUUCAAGUGAGAAGCGGUUUCAGUGCAAACAAUGUGACAAGUGGUUUCGUCGGCCUGAGCGUCUAAAAACGCACAUGAUUAUCCAUUCGGGAGAGAAGCCAUUUCAGUGUACAAAAUGCAACAGGUGUUUCAGUCAGCCCCGAUAUCUUAAAACACACUUGUUGUACCAUUCAAUAAAGAAGCCAUUUAAGUGCACACAAUGCGACAGGUGUUUUAGUAAGCCUGAUCAUCUAACAAAACACAUGCCUACUCAUUCAAAAGAAGCCAUUUCAGUGUACACAAUGUGA
Molecule: messenger RNA, 381 nt
Organism: Saccoglossus kowalevskii
Lineage: Eukaryota; Metazoa; Hemichordata; Enteropneusta; Harrimaniidae
Product: zinc finger protein 431-like
Source: RefSeq, a predicted model, not a curated record